This is a messenger RNA of Caenorhabditis angaria, 1587 nucleotides long. The record is from the annotation of a GenBank genome assembly. NCBI's taxonomy places the organism in Eukaryota, Metazoa, Nematoda, Chromadorea, Rhabditida, Rhabditidae.
AUGAGAAUUUUGAGGAAGGAUGAUAUCUGCAAAAACCAGCAUAAUUGGAAUAUCAAAGAGCUUGAAGACUCCAAGACUCAACUCGCGAUAACAAAUAAUAGGGAGCCGCUGGAAAUUCGAGCACUUCUUCAGUUCGGAUCAGCUGGGCGAAUUGUGAGAUUUUGGAUGCGGUUGGAUGCGUGUUGGAUGCGUGAGAAGACUAUUGUGAGUUUUUUUUCAAGGAGGAAUUUUUUGAGUCUAAAUAUGACCAAGAGAUUUUUCGCCUUUGGUAUAGAAAAUUUUUGAAAUUUGCUGAAAAUUUGAUCAUAAAUUGAAAACUUUCAAACUUAAUUGCUGAAUGUAAUGACGUCGAGACUGAACUAGUUUUCAAAAUUAGAAAACAAUUUUAGAAAAUCCUACCUUCAUUAAAAGUUCUAUUUACCUAAAUGCUAACCUAAGAUCUAGUCAGCAUAAAAUACCUUAAAAUUAAAAUUAGCUAGAAUAUCAUCUAGACGCUCAAUAAUAUAGUUGGUUUUUGAAAAAAUGAAUGGAAAAAGUAGGUUUAUGGCUGAAAAUAUGGACAGAAAUAGGGAUUUCAUAGAUUUUCAAGCACCCUUGUUAAAAUUGAUAGGGGUUUCAUGCCAGAGAAUUAAUAAAAGUUGAUGUCCUCUUCUCUAUACUUCUACCAUUGUCUCCUUCCCUUUUUUCCAUUUUCCGGAACUAAAUUUUUAUUUUUUUUUUCUUGAAAAACUUAUUGGCUAAGAAAAUAGGCUUUGAAAAUAUUUCGAUAAAACUGCUCUACUCUCUAGGAACCUCUUUGUCUUCAUUUUUCCUGUUCAGAGGAAGGCUUUAUAAAAAGUUCAUGAAACUCCUGCAGAGCUCGUAACUUUGGAGCCUAAAAGUCAUAUUUUUAUUGAUUCAUCGAAGUUGGUUGUAUAGAAUCGUGAGUAAUAUCCGAAUAAUUAUGACCUCAAAAGUUUUGAACCGAAAUAUUUUUGAUUUUGAUAUAACUUCACACUUUCCUCUCAAAAUCCCUUAAUAUUUCUAGAAACUCGAAAAUUCUUGAGAAAUCUAAAAUUUACGAACUUCUUUCAAAUUUCCGAAAAUUUUGACUUUUUAUUUUUCCACGUGAAUGUGAGAAGAAAGAGAUUUUUCUUUAGAAAUUGUUCAAAGAGGAAGGCUAUUGAAAAAUUUGGCUAGGCGGUCCUAUUUUAUGUAUGAAUCUUUUUUUUUCAUGAAAAAAGUUUGGAAUAUCGUGCAUCAUCUACACAUAAUUUGGAACGUUUCGGUUCAAGUCUCAUACAAAACAGCCUUCUCGAAGUUGAGGUCUGAUUUUUCUGAAGAAAAGUCGGGUAAUUUAAGCUCUUUCUGAGCUCUAAAUGGGUUUUCUAGUGAACAUUUGAGCAAUUCGGGUUUCAGAGCAUGCUUUUGAGCUCUGAAGAACAGUUGUCAGGUUUAAAAUAUUUUAUCCGACUUCUGAAGCACUCAAAUUUAACAUUUUUGAGCCUAAAAUCAGAAUAUUGAUUAUAAAUAUUCCCAUUUGAAUAAUUGUGCAAAUUCAAUGUUUCCAUUUCAAAAAAUCAUGAUUUUCAGCUCUGGAACGUGUAG